AUGCCCCCAUUUCCCAAACAACACAAAAGUACCACGUCAAGGAACGUGGGAAAGCGGUGCGUGAUGACAGCCGGGGAGGAAGAGAACAUCUGCCAGGAGACACGGCCCCGGGAAAAGGGGACAGCCAAGAGCGCGGCCUGGGGACCAGAACCGGAGGGCGGGGAGGGGACGAGGGGCCGGCCGGAGGCGGUGGCACAGGACCAACAGGAAAAGCGGCGGGCGCGGAGGUCCAGGGUGGGGAGCGGGAGCCGCGUCGCCCAGACAAUAGGGGCGGCGAGCCGCCGAGAGGGACGCGCGAGGGGAACGAGCGGGCCGGAGACAGACACCAGCGCGGGGGCGUCCGGAGGCCCGGCGCGGGGGCCGGACCACCUGCAGGCCCCGCCGCCGCCGCCACCGCCGCCGCCUCUUACCGACUCGGCCUCGUCUCCGCACAGCAGCCCGGGCCGUCCGGGGCCGAGCCGGGGCGCGAGCACGGGGCCAGCCCGGGCCUCCAGCACCGCGCCCGCCGCCGCCUCCGCCCAGGCAAGCGGCUGCGGAGGAAAGCGGGACCCCAGCGAGCCGAAAGUCGCAAGGCCGGGUCCCGCCCCCGAAGUCGCAACGGAAGGGACGGCUCCGAGCCCUCAAGCCCGCUCGGUGUCCGCUGCCAUCGCCUCUGAUGCCGCCUCUGUCGCCGCCGCCGCCGCCGGACAGCCGGAACGCGACGCCGGACCCCGACGUCAGCCACCCGCGACGCGCCGGAAGCGGGCCGGGCUGCGUCACGUGACUGGGGGUUGGGCCCCGGUCGCGCCGCCCGAUUGGAGGGCUUCCUGGGAGGCGGGGCGUGAGAUUGCAACCUAG
This is a messenger RNA of Sorex fumeus (smoky shrew), 837 nucleotides long. RefSeq names its product skin secretory protein xP2-like. The transcript has 2 exons. Bases 1 to 837 code for a protein of 278 amino acids. The record is from RefSeq and is a predicted model, not a curated record. Lineage: Eukaryota; Metazoa; Chordata; Mammalia; Eulipotyphla; Soricidae.